AUGGUGUGGAUCCAUGGAGGUGGACUUGUGCUGGGCGGGGCCUCUACCUAUGAUGGCCUGGCCCUCUCUGCCCUCGAAAACGUGGUGGUGGUGACCAUUCAGUACCGUCUGGGCAUCUGGGGGUUCUUCAGCACAGGGGACGAACACAGUCCGGGGAACUGGGGUCACUUGGACCAAGUGGCCGCUCUGCGCUGGGUCCAGGACAACAUUGCCAACUUUGGAGGGAACCCAGGCUCUGUGACCAUCUUUGGAGAGUCAGCAGGCGGUGAAAGUGUCUCUGUCCUUGUUUUAUCUCCCCUGGCCAAGACCCUCUUCCAUCGGGCCAUUUCUGAGAGUAGUGUGGUUAUCUUGGGUCCUAUGGUCAAGAAAGACAUCAAACCCCUGGCACAGAAAAUUGCUGUCACUGCUGGAUGUAAAACCACCACGUCGGCUGUCAUGGUUCACUGCCUGCGCCAGAAGACAGAGGAUGAGCUCUUUGAUUUGACACUAAAAAUGAAAUUGUUUACUAUGGAUUUCCUUGGAGACCCCAGGGAGAGUCACCGCUUCAUGGGCACCGUGGUGGACGGAGUGGUGCUGCCGAAAACUCCUGAAGAGAUUCUGACCGAAAAGAACUUCAACACCGUCCCCUACAUGGUUGGAAUCAACAAGCAGGAGUUUGGCUGGAUUCUUCCGACGUUUAUGGGCUAUCCGCUCUCUGAAGGCAAACUGGACCAGAAGACGGCCACCUCACUCUUAUGGCAAGUUCGCUGCUACCUCUUCUGCUGGUCCUAG
Otolemur garnettii (small-eared galago) is the source of this 771-nucleotide messenger RNA. Its product is annotated as liver carboxylesterase 1-like. Gene Ontology annotation, cellular component: lipid droplet; endoplasmic reticulum. The transcript has 8 exons. The coding region runs from base 1 to 771 and encodes 256 amino acids. The record is from RefSeq and is a predicted model, not a curated record. Gene Ontology annotation, biological process: lipid catabolic process. NCBI's taxonomy places the organism in Eukaryota, Metazoa, Chordata, Mammalia, Primates, Galagidae. Gene Ontology annotation, molecular function: carboxylic ester hydrolase activity.